UUUCUUCAAGGGUUUUAUUCGAUCCGAUCCGAUCUCAUCGAUCUAAAACACUGCAAACAAUCAAUUUCAACCGGAGAAUUCGAGGUUCGUGCAAAAGAAAGAAGGUUUUAGGUCAGCGGCGAAGCCAGUCCGUAGCCGGCGCAAACUCACCCAAGAGAGAGAUCAUAGGAAAGGGCGAAAAUUCUGUGCUCAUUCGGUACCAAGUAGAUUGGAGGUGCUAUGGCAGACAUUGUAAACAAGUUUUUCAUCGCAUCCGUGUGCAUGCUUGCAGCUCCUUUUGCUGUUUUGUACGGAUUCAAGCAUAAACUAUUGCCAGGUUCUGCUGACUUAUCCGCUGAGGCGAGGACACUAUGGAGCGGAAUUGUGGCCGUCAUUUCUGUGAAUGUAGUCAUAGCAUUCUACAUCUAUAUGGCCCUGAAGGAGCCUUCAGGCAAACACGAACCGGAUCCCAAGUUUGUUGCCGAUGCAAAGGCCAGCAUGACGCAGGGCGGCCAUAGCUCAAACCGUUCAAAGCAAGAAUAACAAAGUCAAGUGUAGCUUUCCUUGUUUGCUCUUCUUCUUCCUUGUUUGAUUUCUGUUGAACAGCCUGGAAACGAGCACAAAUGUUCUUCGGUUUUCACUAUUCAGUGAUCAAUGUUUGGCUGUGGAGUUCACAGAUAUGUAAAAGUUAGCAAACACUUCAAGAAUCAAGAUAUGUUCUCUAAUAAA
Messenger RNA from Andrographis paniculata, 708 nucleotides. RefSeq lists its product as uncharacterized. Gene Ontology annotation, biological process: vacuolar proton-transporting V-type ATPase complex assembly. The transcript is spliced from 4 exons. The coding region runs from base 220 to 522 and encodes 100 amino acids. NCBI's taxonomy places the organism in Eukaryota, Viridiplantae, Streptophyta, Magnoliopsida, Lamiales, Acanthaceae. The record is from RefSeq and is a predicted model, not a curated record. Gene Ontology annotation, cellular component: endoplasmic reticulum membrane.